Molecule: messenger RNA, 960 nt
Organism: Labrus mixtus (cuckoo wrasse)
Lineage: Eukaryota; Metazoa; Chordata; Actinopteri; Labriformes; Labridae
Gene: neurog3
Product: neurogenin 3
Exons: 2
Coding region: 88-651 (187 amino acids)
Molecular function (GO): protein dimerization activity
Source: RefSeq, a predicted model, not a curated record
AAGAUGCGCAUCCGUGCCCCGCUGUCAGUGAGGAUUAACAAGACCAACUGACUGUCUCUUCUUCCAAGUAUCUCCUGUUCACAGAGGAUGUCUCCUAAAUGCGCCCCACAUGACCUCUGCACAUCCAUAGAUGCAAUGACGAUCAGAUGGGUUUGUGAUCAUAAAGCUGGAGAGGACUUCAGUCCACUGACUGUUAUCAGGAGGCAAGGCUCGGCAAUGAAACAUGUCAAACACAUAAGUACAUGUGAGAGGUCUGGACAGCGGGGCAGGAGAAGAAUAAAGGCAAAUGACAGGGAGCGUCACCGGAUGCAGAACCUGAACUCCGCCUUGGAUGUGCUGAGAAGCAUCCUACCGUCACUGCCCGAAGACGUAAAGUUGACCAAGAUCGAAACUCUGCGCUUCGCCCACAACUACAUCUGGGCUCUAACCGAGACUUUGCGCAUGGCUGACCACCGUGGACUGACGCCGGCGGACAUCAGCAGCCAAUGUGUUUCAUCUGCGGAGUCGGACCUGACCUCACCUGUAGAGUCUGCUUAUGUCUCAUCUUCAGACUUUGAAAUAUCAGCUCAUGAAAUGAACUGUAAGAUUUUAGGAAGAGACCAGUCCUGUGUUAUGCCUGUAACCUUUUAUUUCAAGUCAUUCUGUGGUUAAAAUGAUCCAAACAAAAAGUUGGAACAGGUUAACUCUGCUUUAACCGACCACACAUCACGGGUCACAGCACUUACUGGGUUGAGAACUGGCAGGUUUGUGCAACAUUUUAUUCUACUUUCCGUUUGUUUUUCAUCUUUUUCAGCACUUAACCUAGUUAUAAAGACGAAAAACUGAAUUUAUUCAAAACGUAAAAGAUUAAGUAGUCUACUUAACAAAGUGAGACAAAACUGGCAAUGGAGGAAAUCUGUUUGGGAAUGUGAUUUGAUGACCAUGUAGAUAAAUCAGUUUCAUUAAAACACCAUGAAGCCA